This is a messenger RNA of Capsaspora owczarzaki ATCC 30864, 1404 nucleotides long. RefSeq lists its product as hypothetical. The coding region runs from base 41 to 1303 and encodes 420 amino acids. Gene Ontology annotation, biological process: transcription elongation by RNA polymerase II; post-transcriptional tethering of RNA polymerase II gene DNA at nuclear periphery; poly(A)+ mRNA export from nucleus. Gene Ontology annotation, cellular component: transcription export complex 2. The record is from RefSeq and is a predicted model, not a curated record. The transcript is spliced from 7 exons. Gene Ontology annotation, molecular function: RNA binding; double-stranded DNA binding. Lineage: Eukaryota; Filasterea; Ministeriida; Capsasporidae.
UUUGUCUUUUUCCAUUUCAUUCAACACGAGUACUGCCACCAUGGAUCAGUACAUUCGGAUGGCGGGCAGCGAGCUCGCUCGGCGCAAUGGACUCGGCUUUGGCCAGCUGCUCUCGCUCGCCGGAUCGCACCUGUCGCCGUCCAACGCCCGCUUCCGCGGCCAGCUGCUUGACCUCUCUCAGCGGCCUGGCGCGUUGCAGGCCUUCUGGGACCAGAACGGGCUCCGCUCUGCCGGCUCGGCCGUUGAGGACAAGUACCAGGACGCCGUGCUGUGGCACCUCCACGCUGCCGGCGCGCUGCUCAAGUACGAGCAAGCAGGAACAGGGUCAGGGUCUCAAUCGGCGUUGCUGCAGGAGGCGUACGCGGCGCAGGCAAACCUCGUCAAGAGCGUCCUGCUUGCGCUCAAUCGCGACGAGUCCAACUGGAUGGUCGAGACAGUCAAGGCCAUCACGGUCGAUCUGCGUUCAACUGCAAUUCGCGCGGACGACGAUCUCAUUGCCCAGCGGCGGAAACCCGUCAACCGCGACGAGGCCGGUCGCACGCUCAUGGAAGCAUUCAAAGCAUGCAGCGAUCGCAACCCGCUCGAGACCACAAAGCGUCUGGGAUGCCUCCAUGUCGCAAACCAGCUGCUCAAGCUGUACUUUAACCUCAACAACUUUCAGCAAAGCAUCAAUCUCAUCAAAAACGUCAAGGCAGGAGGCAAUGUGCUUUCGCUGGAUCACUUCCCAGUAUCGCACGUCGUCACAUUCCGCUUCUUCCAUGGCCGCGUUCUGCUGCUGGAAGGCAAUUAUCUCGAAGCUGAAAAGGAGCUUGGCCUUGCGCUCGACCGAUGCCACCGAAAUUGCAUUUCGCAUCGCCGUCUGAUUUUGCUGUAUCUUAUUCCAGUGAGACUCUUGCUCGGUCGCAUUCCUCAGGCUGCGCUCCUGUCCAAGUAUCGCUUGGCGCAAUUUGUCGACAUUGUUACGGCUGUUCGGCAAGGCAACAUUCGGUUGCUCAACUCUGCCUUGGCGACACACCAAGCCUUCUUUAUUAAGCGAGGCAUCUAUCUUGUGUUGGAAAAAUUGCAGCUCUUGUGUAUGCGCACGCUGUUCAAGAAGGUGCAUGCUAUUCUUAAUGAUGCUAAGCUGCCCGUCAGCGCGUUCGUCACGGCGCUAAAUUGGAUGGGCAUUGAUGCCGAUAUGGACGAGGCAGAGUGUCUGCUGGCGACAUUGAUUAGCGAAAAACGCAUCAAAGGCUACAUUGCGCAUCAGCGUAACAUUCUCGUGCUUUCGAAAAAUCAGCCAUUCCCGCCUUUGACGUUGUAACUGACAACCGAACGAAUGAACAUCCGAGGGACUACCAUUAAAUUGUGUGUGUUCAUUUGAGCAAAUUAACGCAAAAUAGAGCAAAAUAGAGCAAAGAGAAC